Messenger RNA from Drosophila miranda, 1348 nucleotides. Its product is annotated as tigger transposable element-derived protein 6-like. The transcript has 2 exons. NCBI's taxonomy places the organism in Eukaryota, Metazoa, Arthropoda, Insecta, Diptera, Drosophilidae. The record is from RefSeq and is a predicted model, not a curated record. Gene Ontology annotation, cellular component: nucleus. Gene Ontology annotation, molecular function: DNA binding. The coding region runs from base 270 to 983 and encodes 237 amino acids.
AGAUUCUUAUCAGCGCGUACCAAACUAAUUGACUUCAUUGAUGUAGAACUAUAUCAAGUACUACAACAUCUUCAAUUCUCUGACUUGGCAAUUUCCACCUUUACUCAACCGGGCUUUAAACAUAAAAAAAAAAUUAUGUGGUCUUAAACGGGUGGGAGGGGAGGCCUAAUCUAUUUGGAUGUUCAUCAGCGACUUGCCUGAGUUUUGUUUAAGUGCUUGAGGCGAUAUCAGUAGAACCGCCUGCAGACUUUGCAGCAACGCAACUAAAAAUGCCGCCUGGCAGAAGCAGGACUCCCCGUAGAUUGCUUUCUUUGAACGAAAAAAGUGAAGUUAUCCAGGUUCAGGAGAAGGAGAAGCUGUCCGUUCGGGAUCUUGCCAGAAGAUUUAAUAUAGGAAAAACACAAGCAGCUGGAAUUUUGAAGAACAAAGGGCAAAUCGAUACUAAAUUGAAAUCAGGAGUCAAUGGCCAUCAGAAGAAGAACUGUCUGAGCCAGCAGGGCUCCCACAUUGAUGAUUUGUGCUUCAGCUGGUUCACCAGGGCCAGAAGCGAGAACAUUCGUUUGUCUGGACAGGUGGUGAGGACAAAGGCGCGAGAAAUAGCCCAGCAUCUGGGAUACACUGGCUUCUCGGCCUCAGACGGUUGGCUGCAGAAGUGGCGCAAACGACACAACAUAACCUUCCACCCAAAACGCGAAACAUUGGACGUGCAGCAGUUUGAGGCCAUCCUGGUGAAAUGCGAGCCCAUAAUGGAUGAUGAGGAGGAUACUGUGAUUUGUAAUGCGCAUGCUGGAGUCAUUGCCUCCCCAUUAGAGGCACCUGAAUUUAUUCACAAUCCGAUAACAACCUUUGACGAGGCAAUGACGCAGAUAGCUCGCUUGAAGGAGUUUGCCAAAGACGAUUAUGUAUCAUAUCAACAGCUAAGCAGCUUGGAGAACCAGUGGAAUUGGAAGAGGAAUAUUUUUAAAACGGAACACAUCCCUUAACCAAAAUGAACUGAUUAUUCUGAUACCAUUAGUAUUCAUGCAUCUACGAUUGCCUAUGUUAGCGUACUAUUUUGCUUACUUUAUUAAUUAAACCGAACUGACUCAGUGAUUGUGUUACAUUUGUAAAAACACGUAAACUUGUUUUAAACAAUCUGUCUGUAUCCACAACAUAGGAUCUUCAUAAAAGGGGAUAAAGAAAAAUAGAAGGCACUUCUACAUCGAGCGUACGGAAAGAUUAUGCUAACAGGUUGUUUAUUGCUUUCAAAUAUCCAAUUUACAAAAAAAAAUUUGUCGAAUCGGCGUUCGCUACUCUACCCCUAUUUGUAGUCUAUAGCUUAUAUAAAAAUAAAUGUGUUAUAUUCUUA